Cooperia oncophora is the source of this 411-nucleotide messenger RNA. Lineage: Eukaryota; Metazoa; Nematoda; Chromadorea; Rhabditida; Trichostrongylidae. The record is from the annotation of a GenBank genome assembly.
AUGGCUACCCCUGCAAUGGAAUCUGCCGACCCUGUGUUCGAUACAUAUGAUGACACUACACAGCUAAGUGAUGCUGAGACUGCUAUUCUAAAGGAGGAGUUGCGAAAGACAGAAGAGGAAAUUCAAACGUUGAAGCAGGUGCUUCUCGCUCGCCAGAAGCAUGCUUCUGAGCUUAAGCGUAAGCUGGGAUUGAAUCCGUUGGUUGAACUCGGAAAUGAUAUCAACAAAGGGCUCAAAGCUGUCACGGACACAGAAGCAUUCCAAAAAACGUCCGAAGUGGCUGCAGCGACUGCAGACACUGUGAAACACAAGUGGAACGAUAUGCGUAAUUCGUCUCUUUUCAAAUCGUUCGAAUCGAAACUGGGAACGGCAUACACUAGUGUGAGUAUUAAAAGUGCUACCUUCAUUUGA